Molecule: messenger RNA, 6107 nt
Organism: Arvicanthis niloticus (Nile rat)
Lineage: Eukaryota; Metazoa; Chordata; Mammalia; Rodentia; Muridae
Gene: Bcat1
Product: branched chain amino acid transaminase 1
Biological process (GO): L-valine biosynthetic process; L-leucine biosynthetic process
Cellular component (GO): mitochondrion
Molecular function (GO): branched-chain-amino-acid:2-oxoglutarate transaminase activity
Source: RefSeq, a predicted model, not a curated record
AUGCUGCAGCGACUGCGCUGGUCCUUGCGCCGGGUGGCUGCUGGUGGCUCUCCCAUCGUACCUCUAUCGCCCGCCACGCCGAACUGCAGCCCCAGGCUCUCAGGACCCGCGGUGCGCCACGUGUCGCUGCUGUGCCACGUAUUCCCAGGCGCCCACGGCUUCGUCAUGGCCUGCUUGUCCCGAGCAACUGCAACCCUGGCCCGCCAGGACUUCAGUAAUGGAUGCUCGGCGCCGUUUGCUGGAGAAAGAGGAUCCGAAGAAGUGGCCAAGACUUUUAGGGCCAAAGACCUCAUCAUCACACCGGCCACCGUCUUAAAAGAGAAGCCCGACCCCAGCUCGCUGGUCUUUGGAGCUACGUUUACUGACCACAUGCUGACGGUGGAGUGGUCCUCCACAUCUGGAUGGGAGAAACCUCACAUUAAGCCUUUUGAAAACUUGCCUAUACAUCCAGCUGCCUCUGUUUUGCACUACGCCGUAGAACUGUUUGAAGGCUUGAAGGCUUUUCGGGGAGUUGAUAAUAAGAUCCGAUUGUUCCGGCCGGACCUCAACAUGGAUAGAAUGUGCCGAUCUGCUGUGAGGACCACGCUGCCGGUGUUUGACAAGGAGGAACUUCUAGAAUGCAUUCUGCGGCUUAUACAGCUAGACCAAGAGUGGGUCCCCCGCUCCACCUCCGCCAGCCUCUACAUCCGCCCCACGUUUAUCGGAACUGAGCCAUCUCUUGGAGUCAAGAAGCCUUCCAGAGCCCUGCUCUUUGUGAUCCUGAGUCCCGUGGGUCCUUAUUUUUCUAGUGGAUCCUUUUCUCCAGUGUCCCUGUGGGCCAAUCCAAAGUACGUCAGAGCCUGGAAAGGUGGGACUGGAGACUGCAAGAUGGGCGGCAAUUAUGGAGCGUCCCUUUUGGCGCAGUGCGAUGCGGUAGAGAACGGCUGUCAGCAGGUCCUGUGGCUGUACGGCAAGGACAACCAGAUAACUGAAGUAGGCACAAUGAAUCUUUUCCUCUACUGGAUAAACGAAGAUGGAGAAGAAGAGCUGGCAACGCCCCCACUAGAUGGCAUCAUUCUCCCGGGAGUGACUAGGCAGAGCAUUCUGGAGCUGACACAGCAGUGGGGCGAGUUUAAGGUAAUCGAGAGACACCUCACCAUGGAUGACCUGGCCACUGCCCUGGAGGGGAGCAGAGUGAAGGAGAUGUUUGGCUCAGGGACAGCCUGCGUUGUCUGCCCAGUUUCAGAUAUUCUGUACAACGGCCAGACGCUGCACAUCCCAACAAUGGAGAAUGGCCCUAAGCUUGCAAGUCGCAUCCUGGAAAAGCUGACUGAUAUCCAGUAUGGAAGGGUCGAGAGCGACUGGACAAUCGAGUUACCCUGAUGGACAGGCUCAGAGUAUCAGUGACGGGGUGCCACAGAAGACCGACUCCGGCCCUCAAGCUGGGACCACCUGUGACUAGUUUUUGCACAUUGUAGUUGCGCUGUUCAUGUGUUACCAAGCAAGGUUUUCCCUUGAGCCACAGAAAAUUACCAGUGUUGAAUGUCACCUGUAAACAUGGUAGUAAUUGCUUACUGUACCUUUCCUUGGAAAAUUAUUUUGAUUUAUUAUUAUUGAUAUAAUAAUAUUGAUGAAUAAUGUCUCUCCCCACCCUGUACCAGAUCCUUAGUAGAAGAAUAGGUUUCCCCAACCAAUGACACAUCUGUGUGUUAGAAGGACUGCUGAGGAAGUGUCCCAGGAGGCCUCCCUGUGACUUAUGGGCACCCUCAGAGCGGGGGGGUCUUUGUUACCUUUGCUGGUGAGGUUCUUUAGUUUUUUGUUUGUUUCUAAUUGGCAGAUUUGGGUUCCCUAUGUAGCUCUUCUGGCCUGGUAUUCCCUAAUGUCUGCUCAGGCUGGUCUCAGGCUCAGAGCAUUCUUCCUGUCUUACUCAGCCUUCUGGAUGCUGGGGUGAUUGACAGGUGUCCUACCUUGAUUUUUUGAUUUUUUUUUUUUUUUUUUUUUUUUUUUUUUGUCUUUUAAUCAAAAGUUUGGUCACCUGGAUUUCUUGUCUCCAUGCUUCUGUAGGUCCCUGAGCCCAUGUUAAGGUGACUCUGUCCCUUCUUGGUAUUAUGGCCUGCACUAAUCUCACCGAUACUGGCUGCUCACUGCGCUGCUAUGAGACGAGAGGCCCUGUGCCUUCUAGAUCUUUGUAUCCUCAAAGCUCAGCACAUAGUAGGUAUUCAGUACAUGUUUACUAUGAGAAUGAACAUAGAAGUGUACCUUCUGUCUCUCCAUGCUGAAACCCUUUCGGAAGCCGUGCCUGAUUUGGGCAGCAUGUAGCAGUAUUUACCUCAGGCUGUCUUUCCAUGGACUCCUCCAGACAGCAAGGUCCGUUGGAAGAAUUGUCCUGUGUUUUAAGAUUAUGUUGGAAUUGAAGUGAUUGCCCUGGGAAGAUGAAAUACCAACCACAUGGAAAUGACAGAUGCUAUACAUUGUUAAGUGCCAAAUAAAGGGGCAGGUCGGGAGAUAAACUCCAGGUUUGGAUCUUAAUCUACACUUUGAACCCUUCUCUUAAACGAGCAUUGAAUAAGCACCUAGCUGGUAACAACGCUAAUCCCGGAUCAUGUUCUUCUUGGUUAGGAACUGUGAGUGAGUUCUCUCAUGACUCAGUUUAUCCAGGAGGAAGUCAGGUCUUGAUAGAAAGCUGUCACCCUCCGAAGGUCGACUCUCAGUUGCAGUACUUUGAUUUCUUGGCUUCGGGUAGCUUUCAUCUUACUGAUGGAACUUGGGUGUGUCCAGAGCCCCAGGGGGAGGGCUUUACUAAAGACAGUCUUUGAGACGUGUAACAUUUAACCACACACAGCACUUCAGUGUCAUUCCAGAUGUUUAGCUGUCCGGUUUUUUUAGACAGAAACAGUAAAACAAAAUGGAGAAGGUCAUGACUGGAGAUAGUAAAAUAUGUCCCAGGGGCCCUUUCUUUGGCGACUGAAGUCUUGCGUGAGAGGGUCCUCAAGCAGUUCUCCAUCUUUUCCUGCAGGGUCCUUCCUGCGUGUCCGUGAGGUAGCAGCAUCUUGAGAUGCUUUUGGCUUUCCCGUACCCUUUGACCUCAUCUUUAGGUCCAGGAUAGACUAGCAGGUGUAGCAGUGUUAAGAAGCACAGGAUGACUAAACUGAGUCCUGUGAGAAGGGAGGUGCCUGUGUGCCCUGAGUCCACUUCAGACUUUACACUUUUAAAUUAAGAGUGGCCCAUUUGAUGGCUGGGGAAGGACAUGUUAUGACCUCCUAAGUCAAAACCUGUUAGCUCAGUUAAAACAGAAGGAGGGAAAGGCACAUGCUUUUUAAAAACCGGAGGACUGAUCUUUACAGAGAUCGGUCUGCCAUCCUUAUUGAAGUAACAAUACGAAACUGACCUUUGCAAUGACUUCUUUAUGGGUAUCAAAGGAACAUCUGUAGUUCUUUUCCCCCUGUUUGUAAUUUGUUUAAUUGCAGGGAUAUAACGCAGCAAGAAGGUUGAAAUUGUAACCAGGCAAUUACCUGUUCUUCAAGACUCACUGUCCCAACACUGACUGUUUAAGGCACAAGGCAGUAUAGCGUUAAGGACAUGGAAAGCAACUCUGCCGGGCACAAUCAACAAAUUAAUAUUAUUGCUGAUAUUUGUAUAAUUGACUGCAAUUAUUUAAUGUUUAAUCGACUUGAUCAGAUGAGAUUCAGCAGGUCACAUGCGAGUGGGUAUAAAUGGGACUAAACAGGCCUGGGAGCUCCUGAUUCGUGUAUUUUGUAUAGCUUCAUCUUUUCAUGGACAAAUCACGUUUCCUCAGAACACAUGUGAAACCCAGGAGUUCAGGAGUAGAGAGAAGCUGAGCCUUGGCUAAGGUGGUUUGCUGAUGCGAUGUGGUUGUUAGAGUCACCUAUGGAGGAUUCUAAGGGUGCUAAAGAACGAACAAAUGAGCGAUUUCUGGCAGCCUGUAUUUAAAGAAAUUCAGAGGAAGUGGCUGAGAAACUGUUGGGGAGCCAUGCUUUUUCCUGAUGAAAGAAGCAAGUUAUAGAGAUGCUUGGGAGACGGCUCAGUGGUGAGAGCACUUGCUGCUCUGGUAGCCACCCUGGGGUUCACUUCUUCUGACCCACCUAGCAGCUCAAAACUGUCUUAAUUCCAGUUCAAGAGGAUCUGACACCCUCUUCUGACCUUUACGGGGAGCUGCACUCACGUGAUGCUCAGACAUAGUCUGUGCCCAUCAUGUGUACCUAAAGUCAUCUUACAAGAAGAGAAGCGAGCUCUGCAGUGAUGUACUGUCCACUCCGUGAGAGGUUGAGAGCCUGUGUCAGUCAGGCUGGCAUAAAAUCCUCCCUGCAUCAUUUUGUUACUUGCCGCUUGGUGAUAAUGUAGCUAAAGAUGUGGCCUUGUGGCCUGGGCUCCUGGAGACAGCUACGAGCAUAGGCUAGACAAAAGGGUAGGAAAGACUUUGUUUCAAUUCGGUGCUUUCACUUAAGGGAAUUAGCUGAAGUAUGAAGCUGUAACUUUUUUGUUUGCCUUCCUGGCUCUGUAUUCUACAGAGUCUGCUGUCCUUAUGAAAUUGUGUUGUUCUGUUUAAAACUUGUGACUGAGGCAGAAAGCCUCCCAGAAGACCACAGUUGCUUGUUUCCUUUGGAUGGUACUUCCAAGGACUAUGAGAAAUUCUGUGUUUCAUGUCUGGACACAAAUAAGGUCAAUGAACCCUUUCUUGGGAAGCCGAUUUCUUAUGAGUGUCUUAUGCAGACACUGUAGUUACAAACAGUGGUGCCUGUGAGCGAUUUCAUGGACACGCGGUAGCAACCGUCACUUCGUUUUGUCACAGGUAGAAUUUGUUUAGCUUUCUAGGUUCCACAUAUCUCUACCCUCAAAGAGGCAAAGGGUUUCAGACUCUUCCUAGUAUAUGUUACUGGAUAGAGCAUGAGGAUUCGUGUUCGUUUGGUACACACUGAUUGUGCAUCCACACCGUGCAUCUCACACAGACAACAAUGGAAUGGGACAUUCACAUAGAAAAUAAAUAGCAUGUAAACAUUACCUCACGGAGAGUGUGGGCUGAUAACUUGAACUAACUUUACACAUAAAAGUGAUGUUUAAUAGAUACCUAGGAGGACCAGAGAAAGCCUAGCUCCCAGCCAUCGCAGUUCAUCUCCAUCUUUGUAAGGAAAUCCUUGCUGUUUUUGUUCUUUUCUGCUGCUUGGGAGGUUAGAACCAAGAUCUGUUCACGCUCACGUCUGUGGAUCCCCACCAGGUUUCUGUCACUCGCCCGCCAUGUCUGCCGUCUAAUCUACACUUGUAUUUGCUACCUUCUUCUGAAGCACCAUCAGGUUGGCAUCUAACAUGGCACCCGUGUCUGCAUCUUUGUUCAUCUCAGUAAACUGGAAGCAGGAUUAACUGGAAAGAGGCAAAGGAAACGAUGGUAUAGGAACGUGUCUACUGCGUGGGGCUGCUGGAGCUCAUAGCUGAGAGGGGUAGCCAUACCACUGGAGUACUGUUCACCCGCCAUGGUUUUCAGUGGAAGGUCUCUGUUUCCUUGGUUCUGGGAUUGAACGUACCUCUGGCAUGUUGCGUAAGGACUCUGCCAUUGGGCUGCACAGCCCUCUUCACUUUUUAUUUCAUUACAUCAUCUCAUUUUUGAUGACCAGUUUUGCAGACUCUAUAACCUAGGCUGGCCUUAGAUUUUCAAUUUUCCUGCCUCAGUUUUCCAAUAGUUGGAGUAAUGGGCACCAGGUCUAAUUUCAGUUUGAGGAUUUGAAUAAAAACUAAAAGCAGUUUAAGAUAUUACAAAGAAGUUUUCCUCCUCCCUUUCCUCUUCUUCUUCCUCCACUUCUUGUUCUUUUUAAAGUUGCUUUUAAAGGUCCAGGUAGAAUCAAGUGUGGUUCCAUAGUAAAAGACUUCUGGACUGUGAUUUGACAAGGUUGGUAAUGAAGCCCAGGAAGACUGUGGUAGCGUUUGUGGGUAAUAAUUCCAUGAAGUCAACCGGGGGGGGGGGGUGUCAUAAGUGACAAGAACUUGAGAUUUUGGCCAGGUGCAGUGGCACAUACCUUUAAUCCCAGCACUCAGGCAAAUCUCUGAGUUUGAGGCCAGCCUGGACUACACAAUGAGAUCCAGGUUAGCCAUACAGGGAGAUCCAGGUUUUUUUCAGA